UCUCAGUCAGGAAAGCGCAGCCUGUCCGAAGGGAAGUGUCAGCCCACUGCGCUUCCUCAUCGGGCCGCCGCUACAGCUGCGCGUAGCGUACACCACAAUUGCUUUGUCGCUUGGGGGAAACACAAAUCUCGAGGAACGCACUAUCAUCGAACACUGCAGAUACCAGACGCAGCCACUUAUCUCUAGCAUUCUGUAGUGGCCACGAUUCAGCAAACUGCACACGAUAAGAAAUAAUAUUCCCAGAAGGCACUGCGACCGUUACGGGCAACGGAGCGCGUCACGGAAGGGGCAAUCAAGUUUUUUUUUUCUGAAAAACUUGGUGCAAUAUUGGAUGUAAGCAAUGAGACUGUACAGGACAGCCCUCACCGUCAUACUCAAAGGCACAAGUGCUGCGGGAACUACUUGUGUCAUAGAUAAUAACCAUGCCAACAAAUUUCUUCUUUCUGCACCAAAUUCAGCAUUGCUCUUGAGUUUUCAGAGGAGCUAUACAACUAAUGAACUUUCAAAAAAUCUACAGCUGACAAGCAAUGAUGAAGUAAAAAUUGACAAAUCUUUUGGGUUCAAAAUUGUUUCCAAGCCUACAAACAAACCACUGGUAGUGUUGCUACCUUGGUUGUUAGCACAACAGAAACAUAUCAUGAAAUAUGGAAGAUUUUACUUGGACCAAGGGUUUGAUGUGCUAAAAGUGUCUCUGACACCAUGGCAGCUGCUGUGGCCAACUAAAGGCAGCCAGCUAAUUGCAGAAGAUCUCCUGCAGUUCCUCCAUUUAAAUAAAUUUUACCAGCCUCUUCUUCUGCAUGGCUUUUCUGUUGGUGGCUACUUAUGGGGAGAAGCACUAGUUAAAAUUAAGCAAGACAUGGAGCUAUACCAACCAGUUGUGGACAGAAUUGCUGGUCAUAUCUGGGACAGUGCAGCUGACCUGACAGAAAUGCCACUAGGCUUCCCGAAAGCAGUUUUCCCAAAAAAUUUAGUACUGCAAAAUGCAUUUGAGAAGUACAUCAGGUACCACUUGAAGACAUUCCAUCAAGCCGCUACUAUUCAUUACAUUCGAUCAAGUCAGAUGUUCCAUACCAGCAUUGUUCGUGCUCCAGCUCUCUUGCUAUUUUCUAAGACAGAUCCAAUUGGGUGUGCUGAGUCAAAUCUCAGAGUACGUGAUACAUGGGAAUCUGUUGGCAUGAGGGUUUAUACAAAAUGCUGGGAUGAAUCACCUCAUGUUGGACACUUCAGAGCACAUCCACAAGAAUACAUGGCUGAAAUAUAUGCAUUUCUCGAUAAACUAAAUCUUGUGCAGAACCCAGAGAGACAAAAGGUUCAAAUAUAAAAGACAUGGAAACACUGUAAAUCAACAAAGUGCACAGUAUUACAAGAACACUGAAUGAUGUGACUAUUUGAGUGAAAAAAAAAGAAAAGACUACAGUUUAGCUUUUAUCAUCACUUGAUGUGAGGCUAAUACUUACUGACAAAGUUUGAAAAACUUUCAUUUUUAAUAAUUUUGUGAUAUGAUAAACGUUUUUCAAUAAUAGUUUAAAUGUUUCUUUAAUUUAUAUCACUUAUUCAUAUUUGUAAUGUGAAUAAAUGUCAACUGUUUUGUUA
Schistocerca nitens (vagrant locust) is the source of this 1593-nucleotide messenger RNA. RefSeq lists its product as uncharacterized. Lineage: Eukaryota; Metazoa; Arthropoda; Insecta; Orthoptera; Acrididae. The coding region runs from base 341 to 1321 and encodes 326 amino acids. Gene Ontology annotation, molecular function: serine hydrolase activity. The transcript is spliced from 7 exons. The record is from RefSeq and is a predicted model, not a curated record.